This is a messenger RNA of Archocentrus centrarchus (flier cichlid), 6689 nucleotides long. RefSeq names its product kielin/chordin-like protein. The transcript has 47 exons. Gene Ontology annotation, cellular component: extracellular region. The coding region runs from base 63 to 6326 and encodes 2087 amino acids. Gene Ontology annotation, biological process: positive regulation of BMP signaling pathway. The record is from RefSeq and is a predicted model, not a curated record. NCBI's taxonomy places the organism in Eukaryota, Metazoa, Chordata, Actinopteri, Cichliformes, Cichlidae. Gene Ontology annotation, molecular function: protein binding.
AAACGCUGUUCUUUUUGUGUAAAGUGUUUGGAUUUUGAUUGCAGCUUUUUUUCUUUUGCUUGAUGAGAAUGGAGAGAAAACUGAGAGCGGUUGUGCUGCUGCAGAUACAUUUGCUCUGCGUCUCUGCGUUCUUCGCGGACGGACAAUCUAGUGCAAAUCAUGAGAAUGUGAUUGACCUUGUGGAAGCCCUAAACAUCCCUCACCGAAAAAAUGUGACCAGCAGCAUGAUAUAUAAACUACGUCCCAGAGCACCCCACCUGACGCUCCCUGCUGAAUAUUCUCACUUCCUGUACUCCAACCUUCAGGGUAGCAUGGGUGUUCAUGUAGUGGCACGCCAGGCACCUCGAUCCACUGGCACUGUUUUUUCUCUUUCCUCUGCGUCUGCAUCUUUGCCUAUUCUCCAGAUCAUCUCCUCCACCCUCGAUAACACCCUUCGUUUGGACUACCAGGCUGAAGGAAGACCACACAGUUUUGCCAGCUUUCAUUUUCCAGGGACAAACCCUUUCUCCAGUGAAACAUGGGUAUGGCUGGCUGUGAGCCUGGAGCCUGACAGACUGGCAUUUUUUGUGGACUGCCAAGAAGCUGCAGUUUUACCGAUAGAAAGUGAGAACAAGAUCAACCUGGAGCUUCCUCAAGAUGUUCUCAUCACUCUUGGCAGCACAUUAGGAAAGAGAGACAGUAAAUUUAGCGGAUAUCUGAAAACAGCUGAACUUUCACUGAAAGCAUAUCCAAGGCGUCCGUGGAUCUGCAACAAUCUUACAGAUGAGGCGGCUCCUUCAGACACACACAACCCAGAUUCCUGGACUGAAUCUAGUCACCCUCACAGUAAACAUCAAGCAAAACACAGAUCACAGGAGCAAACCAGCCAUCAUCCUCCGGACAUCCAGAGUGAUCAGAUGCAGAGAGCUGCGGUAGUGGAGCCUAGAGGAUCUCCUCAAGGUGUAACAUCUGCUUCUCAGGUAGAGAGAGAUGACAGACUGAGGAAGCUAGAGAGGAGGAUGACGGAGCUGACGCAUAUGCUGGACAGAGUCAACAAUAAGAAUGAAGAACUACAGAAUCGUGUGAGCUUCCUGGAGUUAUGUCUGAAGGAACAAUGCCAAGGGACUCAGUCAGAUUAUCCUGUUCACAAUGCAUCCAAUUUAGUGGAAGAUUGCUUCUCUCCGGCAAGUUCAUGCAAUGCGUGCCUGUCCCAGCCGUGCCCGUCCCAGCCUUGUCCUCCCCAGCCGUGCCCUCCCCAGCCGUGCCCUCCCCAGACAUAUCCUAUUCAGCACUGCAAAGAAGAGAAUGUGCCUGACUGUCAACCACCAGCGUGCAAUCCGUGUCCUCCCCAGCCGUGUCCUCAACAGCCAGGUCCUCCCCAGGAAUGCCCUCCCCAGGCGUGCCCUGUUCAGAACUGCAAAGAGGAGAAUGUACCUGACUGUCAAAGACGUACAUGUGAGGGGGGUAACAGGGAGUGUCCUACCUGUUCAGAAGAGAAUGUACCUGAAGGCUGUGAACAGCAAACCACAAGUUGCACCCAUUCUGGUGUCAGUUAUAAUCACGGAGACUCAUGGAGGUCGGUGGAGAAUCCUUGUGAUAUCUGCUCCUGUUCAGAGGGUCAAGUUCACUGUGAGAGGGAGCAGUGUAACACUGGCUGCAGAAAUCCUGCUGCUCCUCCUCCCAAUAGCUGCUGUCCAGUCUGUGAUGGCUGUGGUGUGAAUGGACACGACUUCCCUAAUGGAGCUGUGAUGCCUGUUGGAGACCCCUGUCAAGAGUGUACAUGUGUGGAUGGAAAUAUGGUAUGUUCACCUGUUCGCUGUCCUGCGUUGUCUUGUCACAACCCAGUGCAUCAUGCUGGAGAGUGUUGUCCAAGAUGCGAGCAAUGUCAAUAUGAGUCAGAAGUAUAUAUGAAUGGAGACAUAUUCACAUCCAGGAGAGACCCCUGCCUGCAAUGCCACUGCUCUGCAGGUGAAGUGUCAUGUGAAAACAUGGCUGCAUCAUGUCCUGCACCACACUGUAGUCAUCCAGCUAAGCACACAGACGAGUGUUGUCCCACAUGCACUGUGUGUGAGUAUGAACAGCAGAUUUAUGUAGAUGGGACAGUGUUCACCCCUGCUGGGAGUGGACCCUGCCUGCAGUGCAGGUGUAAGGGAGGAAAUGUACUUUGCAAUGAAGAAAAGUGCCCUCCUGUCCACUGCUCCAACCCUGUUAGAGACCCACACCAAUGUUGUCCAGUCUGCAAAACAUGCGUAUUGGAGGGAAUCGAAUAUGAAGCGGGCUCCAACUGGCAGCCUGAGGGUCCGUGUUCCAGCUGCACCUGUGUGAAUGGAGAGGCCUUAUGUACACGCACACAGUGUCCCCCCACUAACUGUCAGCAUCCCACCAGGAUUACUGGAUCCUGUUGUCCAGUGUGUGAUAGCUGCAAUUAUAACAAUCGUAUCUAUGACAACGGCCAGAGGUUUACAACCCCAGACCAACCCUGCUACACCUGCACUUGUCUGCGUGGCACUGUUGUGUGUGAGACACAACCUUGCCCCCCACUUAACUGCAGAGACUCAUACACCCCACCUGGAGAGUGCUGCCCAAAAUGUCGAGACUGCUCCUAUGACAACCGUGUGUUUGUCAAUGGAGAAGUUUUUCGCAACCCUGUGAGUGCGUGUGAGGAGUGCACAUGUGUGAGUGGAAGGAUUGACUGCCAUCAAGCACAAUGUCCUGAGCCUCGCUGUAAUGCACCUCUGCCUGGGACAUGCUGCCGGAACAACUGCAAUGGCUGCAGCUAUGCAGGGAAUGAAUAUCCCAAUGGACAGGAAUUUCCCCAUCCUACUGACCUAUGCCGGACAUGCAGCUGCACUAAUGGAAAUGUCCAAUGUCUGAAGAAGAGGUGUCCAACACUGACCUGCUCCAACGCUCUUGUCACACAGAGAGACUGCUGUCCCCAGUGUCCUGCUCCUCUGUCAGGCUGUGCGUAUGAACAAAGAUCCUAUAGACACAUGGAGCGUUUCGACGACCCGACUCACAGCUGUCGAUCAUGUAUCUGCACCAACGGGAAAGUUCACUGUAAGCGAAAGCGCUGCCCCUUCGCUCACUGCUCUCACCCCAUCAUACAAGAUUGCUGCCGGACCUGUGAAGGCUGCUCACAUGAGAAUCUGGAGCGAGCUAAUGGGGAGACCUGGGAUGAUAGAUCAGACCCAUGUGUUGAGUGUGUCUGCCGUGACGGCUCUGUGCAAUGUCGCAGGAAACGCUGUCCAGCCUCCAACUGUAACCACCCAGUCCAGAGACAGUGCUGCAUGUCCUGCGAUGGCUGCAUGUUCAAUGGUAGAGAAUAUCUUGAAGGGUCUGAGUUCAGUGAUGGCAGAGACCCCUGUGCUGUGUGUCAGUGUUACCGAGGGGAUGUCACUUGCACCAAGAUACCCUGUAAUGAAGAGUGCAGGCACCCUUACAAACCACCCGGACAAUGCUGCGGAGAAUGUGAACGCUGUUCCUAUAGUGGUGUGGUCAUCCCCAAUGGACAGUCCAUCCCUGACCCAGGAAACCCUUGCUCUGAAUGCGUUUGUGAGAGAGGUUCUGUGCAAUGCAGGAGGAAGCAGUGUCCUGAAACCCUCUGUGCUCAUCCAGUCGCAAAUGCUUGUGGCUGCCCCGUCUGUAAUGGUUGUCAAUUGGAAGGUGUGACUUAUGCUGACGGACAGAUUCUCCCUGAACAACAACAAAGGUGCCAGGACUGCAGAUGUUCAAGAGGUGAGGUAGUGUGUGAGCAGAGAAGGUGCCCCAUUGUGUCAUGCCCACACCCAACUCUCAACAGCUGUGCAUGUGAAGUGUGUGACGGAUGCAACUUCUAUGGGCGUGACUGUUUGAGUGGAGAACAGUUUCCACACCCUACAGAGAGCUGUCAGCGCUGCUCCUGUCAGAAUGGUGAUGUGGUAUGUGAGCGUGAGUCUUGUCCAAGCAUCACCUGUAGUCAUCCAGUGACACGUCCUGGGGAUUGCUGCCCCGCCUGUGACUCCUGUCUCUAUGGGGAUACUGUUUACUCCAAUGGUGACAUCUUCAGGCCCUCAUCCAGCCACUGCCAGCGCUGCACCUGUGUCAGGGGCACUGUUGAAUGUGAGCCCAAUGACUGCCAACAAACACCAUGUGCUCAACAUGUUUCCCACUCAGGACCGUGCUCAGAGUGUAUUCUGAAUGGACAGGAGUUCAGCGAUGGGCAGACAUGGACCCUGAGUUCAAACCACUGCUCCACCUGCACCUGCAAGGCAGGUGAGGUGUAUUGUGCAAUUCCUGAGUGCCCUAAGCUCCCCUGUAUGCAUCAGGUGACUGAUCCAGGAGCCUGCUGUCCUCGUUGCAGAGGUUGUGUUUAUGAGGGAGAGAAGCAUGCAGAGGGCAGCAGCUGGUUUGCAGACUCCACUCCAUGUCUGACAUGUAUGUGCGUGGACGGUGUGACCACCUGUUCUGAAGUACACUGUCUGUCUCCAUGUGUCAACUUCAUCAGGGUGCCUGGGGAGUGCUGCCCAGUGUGUGCUGACUGUGUAUUUGAGGACAGAGUAUACGGCCCAGGGGACAGUUUCCAUCCAGCCCAUGAUCCCUGUCAGAUCUGCACAUGUGAGGUGAUGCCAGAUGGAGAACAGCACUUGAAGUGUUACCGAAAGCAGUGUCCCAGUCUAGUUGACUGUCCAAAGAGCAACAUCUUGUUCUCUGGACCAGACUCUUGCUGUCCUGUCUGUGCACAGCCUCUCAGUAACUGUACCACUGCACUGAUUGGCAACGAGGUGUUGGCAACAGAUGACCCCUGUUUUACGUGCCAAUGUAAGGACCUGACAUGGACUUGCUUACACAAAGUCUGCCCACCACUCACCUGCCCACUAAAUGAACAGUUCACCUCCCCAGACUCAUGCUGCCCUGUGUGUAAAGAUUGUAUAAUCGAGGAUCAGAACAGGCACGUACUGAACGGGACCAGCUGGAAAGACAGCAACGAUGACUGUGUGACAUGUACCUGUAUUUGGGGCCACAUUGAGUGCAGCAUUGAAGAGUGUUUACCUGAUAUUUGCCUGGAAGGCCAAAAGCAAGUGAAACUUCCUGGGAAAUGCUGCUAUGAAUGUCAAGACUCAGAGGUGUCGUGUUUGUACCAGGGGACAGUGUAUCACUCCAAUGAACACUGGGAGGUGGACGAGUGCACCAGCUGUACGUGUGUGUCUGGAGAUGUACACUGUCACAGUGAACGAUGCCCUCUCCUCACCUGUGCAAAUGAUGAGAUGCCCGCAGUUGUUCCAGGUUUGUGUUGUCCUCAUUGCCUUCCUCGUCCAGCUACCUGCAUUGCCUUUGGCGAUCCUCAUUACCGUACCUUCGAUGGCCGAAUGCUGCAUUUUCAGGGAACAUGCACAUAUGUCCUGGCACAAGAUUGUGAGAGUGGAGACUUCAGUAUUUAUGCUACAAAUGAUGAUCGUGGACGUAAAGGAGUGUCUUGGACUAAAGAGGUCACUGUGUUCUUAGGUGAUGUCACAGUGCAGUUACUGCAGGACUGGGUUGUGAAGGUGAAUGAUGAGGUUGUGACUUUGCCAUUCCUCAGGGAACCAUACAUUUAUAUUGAACAACAAACCAACACAAUCUUACUUAACACUAACAUUGGUCUAAAGGUGCUGUGGAGUCCUCGUUCACAUGUGGAAGUAAGUGUGCCAGGUUCCUACAAGGGCCAUACCUGUGGUCUUUGUGGAAAUUUCAACAACUACUACCAGGAUGACCUCCGGAUGCCAAAUGGACAAAUCAGCCUGUCAGAGUCUGACUUUGGCAACAGCUGGAGGGUCAGAAAUGGUAGCAAUUUCCAAUCAUCUUGUCAUCCUGGUGAGAAUGUUGACCCUUGUAAGGAUGCAGGCUUCCAGGCCAAGAAGGGGGCCAAUACUCGCUGUAAAAUCCUGAAGUCUGCUGUCUUUAAGCCCUGUCAUCACGUGGUGCCUCCUGAACAGUGGUACGGAGCUUGUGUGUAUGACCUCUGCGCUUGUGGUGCCAAUACUGAUGACUGUCUUUGUGACACACUGGAAGCCUAUGCCAGUCAGUGCAGAGCAGCAGGAGUCAUCCUGCAGUGGAGGAGUGCAUCUCUGUGCGCUGUGGGCUGCCCAGUGGAGAGGGGUUUCGUGUUUGACGAGUGCGGGCCCCCUUGUCCUGUAACCUGCUUUAAUGUUGAUGUACCUCUGGGAGUGAUAGAAAGCCACUGCUUCAAGCCCUGUGUUCCAGGCUGUCAGUGUCCCGCUGGUCUGGUCCUACACAACAACUACUGCAUACCACCAGAAAAGUGCCCUAAGAUCAUUCAUGGCAGUCCCUCAAACUCCCCACUCACUAAACAAGUGGACACUCACUUGUAAGCUCACACAAUGCAGCGUCAUCUCUGCAUCGGCCUUGUGUUACUGUAUACCUGUGUCUGAAAUGAGAAUAUUUCCAGAUGAAUCGCCAUGAUCUAUGGACUCUGCAAACUGACUGAAGUGUUUUAAUAAAUGUUGUUUAAUGUAACACUGAAUAUUUAUAGUACAUAAAGAGUUGUCAUUUAAUUCUACGUUUAUUUUUUCCAUACUUAAAUACAUUUAUUGAAAUGUUGUGGCCUUUAUAUUUUUUUAAUAGUAUCAAUUAUCAAAAUGUGUUUACUGUGCAGGUUAAAUUUUUAGCACUGUGUGCAGUGUCUGGCUGUGCAGAAAGCAUACAGAAAGCCACAUAAUCUCAGGUACUCUUUU